CUGAUGUUGGCGAGUCACGAUCCAGCCCUGUCAAACAACCACGGCCUGUGAUUACACAUUUGCCAACCCAGUCAGCCACAGCAGCUGAACGUUAAUUAACAAAACUGGGUCCAUGUGCUAGCCGCUGGCGUAUCAGGAUGAAUGAUCUGGCCAAUUCUCGGAGAUAUGGGCUAGAGAACUUUGGUCGCUCAGUGAAUAGAUUGCGCUGUCGCUCUUCUCCGAGGGACAUUUUGCUCUAUUACCCACAUUACCGGGAGCAGAUAGGAAAGCAAGGUCGACGCGAGUCAAGUGCAGCCAGGAUCUUGGUUCUUAAUUCACAAGCUGGUUUGUAGCUCCCUUUGCUAAUUUGCAGGAAGAAGGGAUUCAGACCGAAGGAUGUCAGCAAUAAACCAAGGCCUUGGUUGUCGUCAGCCAGGCCUGAUAGCUGGAGGCUAGUGAAAUCCGUCUCCGAGAGGUAAGAGACAGCACGUUCCAAGGAUCACAGCCGGAAAAAGUGACCAAACGGAUUGGGGCAUAUCUCCAUUGCUACCAAUGACGCCGGCGAGGACUAGACUAGUUGGUCUAAGAGGCAGGAGGAUUUGGGUGAGAUGACAAGCGAGACCAGACCUCGGGGAAAUCACCACAUGGGAGAAGGUCCAGGACCUCCGGAGCGUGGGAGAUCAUGCGCGUGCUGGCAGUGCC
Aspergillus aculeatinus CBS 121060 is the source of this 681-nucleotide messenger RNA. RefSeq lists its product as uncharacterized. NCBI's taxonomy places the organism in Eukaryota, Fungi, Ascomycota, Eurotiomycetes, Eurotiales, Aspergillaceae. The record is from RefSeq and is a predicted model, not a curated record. Bases 138 to 332 code for a protein of 64 amino acids. The transcript has 2 exons.